AUGCAAUUAAAGCAACUCGCAUUAUUGACUUUAACAACAGCCGUACUCGCUCAAGGACCUCAAGGCGGCGGUACUGAUAUUUUGAAAGGCUUGGACAACCAACUUGAGAUCCCAGAAGGUUCACUUAAGAAUCAAACAUUGAGCGAACCUCCAGCAUGGGCUACCAGCAAAGCCCAAAAGGCUACUUCAACUAGCACCUCGGCCACCGGCGCACGUCCAGUCGAGACUGGACUUCCUGAUGAAGCUAAGAAGCAAAUCAAGCAAGCAAAGGAGGACAACAAGAAGGAUGAUAAAGAAGGUGCUAAGGAGGAUGCUAAGCCUGCAGAGGGUCCUUCCAAACCUAAGCCAACUGGCUCACCAAAACAAACCCAAGAGGCUCCUAAAGAGAAAUCCGAUGAUGAAAAGCUUCUCGGUGGUGGAUUACUCAAGCGUGGUGAAGACAAGAAGGGUAAGAAGGGCAAGGACAACAAGCUUCUCAACGGCGAUUUACUCAACAAUGGCGACAAGAAGGGCAAACACGAUAAACUUCAUGACGGUGAUUUACUCAAGCGUCAAGGAGGUGGCAGCGGCUCAAAUGCCAACCCAUUGGGUGGAUUGGGAAAGUUACUCGGUCAACGUGGAUACGUCGUUAAAAGAGACAUCUAG
Wallemia mellicola CBS 633.66 is the source of this 645-nucleotide messenger RNA. RefSeq lists its product as hypothetical. The record is from RefSeq and is a predicted model, not a curated record. NCBI's taxonomy places the organism in Eukaryota, Fungi, Basidiomycota, Wallemiomycetes, Wallemiales, Wallemiaceae. The transcript has a single exon. Bases 1 to 645 code for a protein of 214 amino acids.